CGGCGCUUUAGGCCCCUCCCACCGAGCUGUGUUAUGAACACUCCGAGAACAGCGCAUCCAUCCACGGGUCUGCGGUCCUACCUGUGUCCGUCACACCCUACCUGCGUGAGAUGGAUCCCUACCGGAGAGACACCGGGAGGAAGCCGUACUCGGUCGACCCGGCAGACGGCGCAUCUGGAACACCUGGAGGCGAGCUGACACCCGAGAGUCCAACCGGAGACGCGCCUGACAGCGGGAAUCCUCCGGCGACCGGCAGACAGCCGCAAUACUCAGGCGGAUUCACCGUGAUCCCACCGAAUGAGUCCCUGCGAGACAAGCUGCGAAGGAAUGCUCAGAAAGAAGAGGAGGAGCUUCAGAGAUGGAAAGAGGCAAACAGAGUCACCUACGUGCACGCCGACCCAGAGAAGCUGGGUGGUGCUGCAACACUGGCUGCAACGAGGGAGAUGCAGCACACAGACCUACGCUGCUCCAAACUGCAAAAAAGGCUGAAAAAGGAAGAGUUGGACAAGAGGAGGAGACAAGAGGAAGAGGAGGAGAACCAGAGGAAGAAAGAUAUUCAGCGGGAAAAGGCCGAGCGCCUGGAGGCGAGGAGGCGGCAGGAGGAGCAGCGGAGGAGGGAGCAGCUCAGUCAGGAUCGCGCCAGGAAGACUGAGAGCUUUCUGCAGCGGUUCGAGAGGGCAGCCCCGUGUCCUCCGGCAUCCGGAGGUGCCGCACAAACGCCACACAAGGCCGUGGAGAUUAAACCGAAAGGCGAGAGAGACGUUCAGCAGGAACACAGGAGGGUGAACCAAGCCUUCCUGGACAGUCUCGAGGGUCGACGGCGGGGGAGCGAGCAGGCGACGAGGGCGCCUCCCCUUCUGGCCCCCGACGACUUCAGACACGGGCCGUGCGACCUCGCCGGACAGCGAGUCGCCCCCGCUCUGCCGGACGCAGAUCCAGAUCACAGCUUCGCCGACUGGACGGAUGAAGCCGAUCCGGCCUGCGAUGGGGCGUUGGUGAAACUGCUGAAAAGCUUUCCGGGCUGCAGCAGAUCCUUCCUCGAGGACAUCCUGGACCAGUGCAGCGGGGAUCACCAGCAGGCCCACGCACUCCUCGACUGCACUAUGAAUUAAAUGUUACGCAUGUCCCAACGGGAGGACCGUCUGUCUCCGCUAAUAUUGAGUUUGACAAUUUUUGGAGUCGGUGCCAAAGUGAAAUUGCGUGACCAGCGUUUACGGCGGAGAAGGAAGGACAGACUGGAGUUACCCGCCUUGCUGGUUGGUCCUAGAAGCUGACGGCCACCGCGCAGCUACAUUCCAUCCUCAGCAGCGUUUGCUCCUUUUGAUCCGCUGCAGAUUGGGCCGUUAAUCAUUUACGUGUUUGUUGUCUUGUGUCUGUCUGCAUGCACCGGUGAGUCAUGCCGGGUUUCUUCCCCGAUGUUGAGUUGAAUUGAUGUUCGUUUUCACCAAUUUAGCCGAAGGUCGUCGCCAUGACUCACAAAUCACAUUUGGGGCUCUUAAUCAAAUCAAUGUGCGCAGAUGGAAGAAAACUGUACCCGUGUACGUGAUGCUUUUUGUUUAUCUUAUAAUCAAAGUCGCAUGGGGUGUAUCUAUUGCAGGAUCCCUCGUGGACGGAAAACAAUUUCAAUCCAAACAGGGUUUUCUGCAGAAGGGCUUCAAUAAACUUCCAUUAGAGGGCUUCGUGUGGACUAACGUUUUGUGCGUCGCUGCCGCGUGUGAGCGUUCUCACCUCACCGGCGCGUCGUAGCGGACAAGGUGGAGUUUCCAGGUGGCCAGAUGGCGCAGAGAAGCUGUAACACUGAGGCCGCCCAGCAGAGAUGGUUAUCGCCGGAGCGGGGCAACAAUGAACAACGGGCGGGGCUCUCAACGCGGCGGACGCAGGAGGCGUUUUGCUGCUGCUGAGGUCUCCCACCAAAUGUCCACCAAUAACAAAAGAAAUCUCGACUUUUAAAAGAAAGUAUCCGGGGCGUACAGGGAAGAACAACAUUUUCAGGAUCAGGUUUAAUGUCCAGGACACAAACCGCUCUGUGUCACUGUGGUGACGUUGACAUUUUGCAUGUCCCCCUUUUAAGUAUGGAAGGCGAUUAGCGUAGCUUAGCAUGUAGGCUAGAUACGGGGGGCGAAAACCAUGUGAUUCUGUGAUGUUUCCAUAUUGUGCAGCUCUAUUUGUGCUGCAUAUUGUCACAGUUCAGUCUGGGCGGAGAAACAUUGGAUUCAGAUGUGUGCGGCUAUCAAGUGAAGAGGAGAAACCUGGAAUGAACUGGCCGUGUGAACGUGUGUGUGGGUGUCAGGCGGGGAGACGCCACUUCUCCGUCGCCUAAUCAAUACAGUUCACUUCUUGUCCGCGAGCCGAUGAGACGCUGGCGUCGGAAGGUAUCGCAUGGUCUCCUUCAGGACGCUUCAAUCAGCUCAAAUGGAAACAGCUCUGUGUUCCAGUGCAGCUGCAUCCAAGACACAGGUUCACCGAGCUGUUGGGAAAGAAGAGUGAAAUCCCCUCCGGUUCGUUACAUGGACUCAUGUAGGGAGGUAGAAGUACAAAACUUCAAAAACACACGAGAUUUGUUCGCAGGAAUCACCUCAUCAGACGAGAAAGUAAAUAAGGGAGGACUUUUGAUUCCGUCGGUGCGACUUCCUGAAACCCACCCCAGUUUAUGUCUGGCUAUUAUCUCUCACGUGUCCUCGGAACUGCCAGACUUUUGCAACACUACACUAUAAAUUCAACCGCACCAGCAAUAUGGCGUUGUGUGUCUGUGCAUUUACAUGUUUAAUCUUUGCGUGUAUUUGUUGCGUUGCCGCUGUUCGCACUGCUAGCUGCUAGCCGCUGGCUAAGAUGCCGCUACGUUGACACACGUGUGGAGGCAACGUACGUGUUUGUAACUUUGCAUCUUUACAAUGCAUUUAACAUGUCCCCCCCUUUGUGGUCCCAUGCGUGCAUCCAUCUGCAGAUGUGUUUACUGUGUAGUCCUGCAGGGACAUUCUUAUGUUCUUCAGGGUGUUUCCUUCUUGCCUGUUUUCAGAAAAACAGAAUGAGAACGAUUAGAAUAAAGAAGGAACAGAAACUUCUACAAAGGCCCGUAGAGAAAAA
Messenger RNA from Gasterosteus aculeatus aculeatus (three-spined stickleback), 3084 nucleotides. It is a transcript of the gene epsti1, whose product is annotated as epithelial stromal interaction 1. The record is from RefSeq and is a predicted model, not a curated record. Lineage: Eukaryota; Metazoa; Chordata; Actinopteri; Perciformes; Gasterosteidae.